This is a messenger RNA of Dioscorea cayenensis subsp. rotundata (Guinea yam), 1448 nucleotides long. RefSeq names its product elongation factor 1-alpha-like. Gene Ontology annotation, molecular function: GTP binding. Bases 436 to 1188 code for a protein of 250 amino acids. NCBI's taxonomy places the organism in Eukaryota, Viridiplantae, Streptophyta, Magnoliopsida, Dioscoreales, Dioscoreaceae. The record is from RefSeq and is a predicted model, not a curated record. The transcript is spliced from 3 exons.
UUAAAAGUCAUGGUUUCUCCUACAAGCGAACCCCGAGGUUCCAGAGAGCUAUCCUCCCUCGAGAGCUCUCUCUCUUUCAGUCCUUGGAGCUCUCCUUCGCCACUGGUGCUUCUCCAAGAAUGGGUAAGGAGAAGGUUCAUAUUAAGAUUGUUGUCAUUGGGCAUGUCGACUCUGGAAAGUAGACCACCACUGGGCAUCUUAUUUACAAGCUUGGUGGUAUUGACAAGGAUAUUAUCGAGAGAUUUGAGAAGGAAGCAAUUGAGAUGAACAAUAGGUCCUUCAAAUAUGCGUGGGUGCUUGAUAAGUUGAAGGCUGAGCGUGCCUGAGAUGUACCCGUAAUCAUGUUCUUGAUGAAGUCACGAUGCCCGGGAGCAUCAAUGGGCAAACUCAUUAUUGACUCAACAACAAGUGGGUUUGAAGCUGGUAUCUCAAAGGAUGGGCAAACUCAUGGAUGCCACCACCCCAAAGUACUCCAAGGAUAGGUAUGAUGAAAUUGUGAAGGAAGUUUCUUCUUACUUGAAGAAAGUGGGUUACAAUCCUGAGAAGAUUGCUUUUGUUCCCAUCUCUGGUUUUGAGGGUGACAACAUGAUUGAGAGGUCCACAAACCUGGACUGGUACAAGGGACCAACUCUUCUUGAGGCUUUUGACAUGAUCCAGGAACCAAAGAGACCUUCAAACAAGUCACUUCGUCUCCUACUGCAGGAUGUUUACAAGAUUGGUGGUAUCGGUACUGUCCCAGUUGGCCGGGUGGAGACUGGUGUACUUAAGUCUGGUAUGGUGGUUACUUUUGGUCCCACUGGGCUAACAACUGAAGUUAAGUUAGUUGAGAUGCACCAUGAAGACCUCCCAGAAGUUGGUCCCGGUGACAAUGUCGGCUUCAAUGUGAAAAAUAUUGUAGUUAAGGAUCUCAAACGUGGCUUUGUAGCUUCCAAUUCAAAGGAAGAUACUGCAAAGGAGGCUGCCAACUUCAUCUCCGAAGUUAUCAUCAUGAACUACCCUGGACAGAUUAGCAAUGGAUACGCGCUGGUUCUUGAUUGCCACACCUCUCACAUUACAGUCAAAUUUGCCGAGAUCCUCACCAAGAUUGGCAGGCAAUCCGGGAAGGAGCUCGAGAAGGAACCCAAAUUCUUGAAGAAUGGUGAUGCUGGGUUAGUGAAGAUGGUUCCAACCAAGCCCAUGGUGGUGUAAACCUUCUCGAAAUACCCUCCUCUCGGUCGCUUUGCCGUCAAGGACAUGCGCCAGAUGGUCGCUGUUGGAGUCAUCAAGAGUGUUGAGAAGAAGGAUCCCUCUAGUGUCAAGGUGACCAAGUCUGCUGCUAAGAAGUAAAGCAUGUCAUUACCUGUUAACUAUGCAUGCUUAUUAUUAAUACAUGUUUUACUGCUGCUUUCUCUCCUUACUUGUAUAACUUUUGAUCUAUGUUAUUUGCUGCAUUCUUAGUUUAUAGUCAA